AUGUUUCGCUACGCGCGUCAGGAGCAUGUUGCGGCCAGCCUCGACGGGGAGGGUUGUCGGGCGCGUGCUGUGGCUUGCAACGUCGCCGACGAAGCUCGGCUGCGCGAAGCGUUACAGGGGCGUUCUGAUUUGCCUCCGAUUCGCGGUGUUAUCCACGCCGGCAUGGAUAUGGCAUAUGAACGAAAGAAACUCGGGUACUUCCAAGCCCCGUUGCGCCCCAAAGUGCAGGGCAGCUUGAACCUGCACAACCCUUUCCAGGACGUCGACUUCUUCAUUAUGCUGUCGUCGCUAGGCGGAGUUGUAAGCACCGCUGGGCAGGCCAACUACGCAGCCGGGAAUGCCUUUCAGGACCCGCUGCCAGGCUUCGGGCGGGAGCAGGGGCUCCAGGCCGUGGCUAUCGACUUCGGGAUGGUGGAAACCGUGGGCCACGUCGCAGCGAAUGCGCACGACAUCGGCCAACGGCUGGAGCGGGCCGGUCUCGCAUCGAUGACCGAGACGGAUAUGCUUCGCAUUGUCGAGUUGGCUAUCCGCGAACCGUCUGCGUCGGCCCAGAUCACAACCUGCAUCAGUACUGGACCGGGACCGCAGUGGGAGAAGUCGAUAUGGUACCGUGAGGGUCGUUUUGCAGAUUUGCGAUACCGGAAGACGGUCCAAAGUCAGGCCGAGACCCCAACCAAGGGCGAGGAAAGGCUGCGUGACCAGAUCGCUAGCGGCCCAGCGGGGGUGGGAGCGGCCGGGGUGGUGUGUAAGGGUGUUAUCAAGAAGAUAGGGGUCAUGUUUGGGCUGGUCGAGGAGGACAUAUCACCGGUCAAGAAGCCCGUCGCUGGCAGAUCUGUCGAGUGGACCAAGUUGGCUGCCAUGUGGAAGAAGUAG
Messenger RNA from Chaetomium fimeti, 873 nucleotides. Its product is annotated as KR domain-containing protein. The coding region runs from base 1 to 873 and encodes 290 amino acids. The transcript is spliced from 3 exons. NCBI's taxonomy places the organism in Eukaryota, Fungi, Ascomycota, Sordariomycetes, Sordariales, Chaetomiaceae. The record is from RefSeq and is a predicted model, not a curated record. Gene Ontology annotation, biological process: secondary metabolite biosynthetic process; fatty acid biosynthetic process. Gene Ontology annotation, molecular function: fatty acid synthase activity.